This is a messenger RNA of Conger conger (European conger), 1729 nucleotides long. RefSeq names its product NADH:ubiquinone oxidoreductase complex assembly factor 2 (gene ndufaf2). Gene Ontology annotation, biological process: mitochondrial respiratory chain complex I assembly. The record is from RefSeq and is a predicted model, not a curated record. Gene Ontology annotation, cellular component: membrane. NCBI's taxonomy places the organism in Eukaryota, Metazoa, Chordata, Actinopteri, Anguilliformes, Congridae. The transcript has 4 exons. The coding region runs from base 557 to 1039 and encodes 160 amino acids.
UCAGCAGAUCAGUUAACUAAGUUAAAACUGCUAUAAAAUUACCUCCUCGUUGAUUCGGCGCGUCUGAGUCGCAAUGGGUCGUCCAAUCCUGUCUGGCGUGCUGACAGAAACCCCAACAUUUUGGGGGUAUAAGAAAGAUAUCGGUAAUUUAUAGAUGUGGGUGGAAAGAAAGCUAACUAGUUAGCUAACAGGAGCUGGCUAGAAUAACCAAACUGCACAACAAACGCUUCCUAUGUCUAAGGAAUCGCUUUGAUCUGGGUUCCAAAACACUACGGUUUCUGAUAUCCAUAAAUAAAUAAAAUAAAAUAAAAACUAUUUGGGCAACACUUUAAUUAUUCUAAUCAAGAAUAACAUUUUCAUCCAGAAGGCGCCGACAUCUUGUUCUGAAACGUAACCUUUGAACAACGAAGCAGCCCAUUGGUUGUCGUAAACACAUGGACCAAUGAUUAAACAGCUUGUAACGCACUAGCAUUUGGCUGCCUCUGACAGCUAAGGUUAAAUGCCCGUUUAAUGAAACUGUAUUCAAGGAAAACUCAAUUAGUUCACUGUUUCAGCAAUGAGCAGGAUAGCCGCCUUAUUCCGAAGCUUCAGAAUAGUCAAAGAACAUGUUGGUACGGACCAUUUCGGGAAUAAGUACUUCUUUAUACCAGAGCAGAAGACAUGGACGGGGCGGAGUGUGCGGCAGAGGAGAAUGAUAGAGGCUGCCAAUCCGAAGGAGUUUGAGUACCUGGAGGGGAACAUCCCCUCUUGGAUUCGCGGCAGAAGGAAGACGCCCCCUACAGUCGAGGAGCUGCUGCAGAAUGAGCGGUACAGGGCGGAGGUGAAGCUGCGGGUUGAGGAGGCAGAGCAGAGAGACCUGGCCCUGCAGAGGCAGGAGUACGAGGACGGGCUGGUGGCGCGCCCCGCCCAAACCCUCAUCAAAGGCCACGCCUCUGCCACUCACUACGGCCAGGUCCAGGAGGGGGAGGAGCCUGUCAGCACCGCCAACACAUUCCAGCCAGGGGCCUGGACCCCGGGAGGGAACACCCCCAAAAAAUAGACCCCGCCCACCCCAGACUGGACACAUGCAAAAUUGAAAUGCUUUAAAAUUUUGAGUUUUUUCGAGUGGGCUCAUUCCAUUCGCUUAUUCUUUUCCUCUUUUUCUUUUACUUGCUCCUGACCCGGAAAUCGACCGAGGUCCGCCAUCUUUAAGGACAUUCCAGCCUGUUAAAUGUUCCCUCUGAGCUAGAAGCAGAAGUUAGGAACUCCCUAUAUUUCCUUACAGCAGGAGAACAUCAGCGCAUCCUUUGCGGAAGUAUUUUUUCGGAACGCGUGACGAUUGGCCUGUGGCUCCACCUCUGCCUCUCUGCCACGUGCGUAACUGACAUGGCUUCCAACUGUGUUUGAAGGAGCAAGGACAUUCAGUUCGCCUCAUUCACGUUUUUUCUCGAUUACUGUCUUCAUUUCUUUUUUUACCCUCUCCCGAUGGGUGGAGCUAGGAGUAGAUAAAAGUACAAGAACAAAAAUAAGCGAUUGGAAUGAGCCCAGUGAUUCCGCUGUUCGCAAUGGGCGGCCAUUUUGUCUGCGACGCUUAUUUGACCUUUUUGUCAAGUCAUGGAACUGUGAGGGUGCAGGCCCGUACAUGACCUGAGCUCCAGUCGGCCGUGUUUGUGUACAUUCUUAUUUGUGUGCGAGAAUGUAGACGGGCCUGAAUGCCCUCUAUUUAAGUCAAUAAAAAUAUGAAAUGUGA